This is a messenger RNA of Zootoca vivipara (common lizard), 10540 nucleotides long. RefSeq names its product forkhead box K1 (gene FOXK1). The record is from RefSeq and is a predicted model, not a curated record. Gene Ontology annotation, biological process: regulation of transcription by RNA polymerase II. NCBI's taxonomy places the organism in Eukaryota, Metazoa, Chordata, Lepidosauria, Squamata, Lacertidae. Gene Ontology annotation, molecular function: RNA polymerase II cis-regulatory region sequence-specific DNA binding; protein binding; DNA-binding transcription factor activity, RNA polymerase II-specific.
AGGCGCCCCGGACCCCGUGCGCCCUGUCUCCCGACCGCGGCCUGCGAGCGCGCCGCCUGGGCAGCCCGGGCCUCUCCCCGCCUCCCCGCCCGCGGCCCCGCCCCGGAGGCCGGCGGUGCGUAGUCGGCGGCCUCCCCUGCCUGCCUGCCGGCCUGCCUGCCUGCCUUCUUCGGCCACCGCCGCCGCCGCGAAGAUGGCUGCAGCCGCGGGCGAGGACGGGCCCGGCGCGAGGGCCUUGCUGGCGCUGCAGCGCGCCGCGCCCUCGCCGCCGCCGCUGCCUCCCGGGGCGGCCGCCUCCUCGCCUCCCCAGGGCCCGGCGCCGGCCCAGAUCCCGCCCGCGCUGCCCCUGGCGCGCCUGCAGGGCCGCGACGUGGAGUUCGUGAUGCGCCAGGCGACGGUGACCAUCGGGCGCAACUCUUCGCAGGGCGCCGUGGACGUGAACAUGGGCCGCUCCAGCUUCAUCUCGCGCCGCCACCUCGAGCUCGCCUUCCGCGCGCCCCACUUCUACCUGCGCUGCCUGGGCAAGAACGGCGUCUUCGUCGACGGCGCCUUCCAGAGGAGGGGAGGCCCGGCCCUGCAGCUGCCCCCGCAGUGUACUUUUCGAUUCCCCAGCACAAUCAUCAAGAUCCAGUUCACGUCGCUCUACCACAGAGAGGAGGCGAAGGAAGAAGCCUCGUCGCCUCCUCUCCGGCCGCUCUACCCCCAGAUAUCGCCGCUGAAGAUCCACAUUCCGGAGCCGGACCUCCGAAGCCUGGUCAGCCCCCUGCCCUCUCCCACCGGCACGAUCAGUGUUCCCAACUCGUGCCCAGCCAGUCCACGUGGCGCUGGCUCCUCAGGAUACCGCUUCGCACAGAAUAUUACCUCGGACCUGCAGCUGGUGGCAGAAUAUGCAGCCAAGGCAACAUGUGAGCAGCAGGCGGAUGCAUCUGGCGGUGACAGCCCAAAGGAUGAGUCCAAGCCUCCGUACUCCUACGCCCAGCUGAUUGUCCAAGCUAUCUCGUCGGCCCAGGACCGGCAGUUAACACUAAGUGGCAUCUAUGCCCACAUCACCAAGCAUUACCCGUAUUACAGGACGGCGGAUAAAGGCUGGCAGAAUUCCAUUCGGCACAACCUUUCCUUGAACCGCUAUUUUAUUAAAGUCCCGCGUUCCCAGGAGGAGCCUGGGAAGGGCUCGUUCUGGAGGAUAGAUCCUCCCUCAGAAGGCAAAUUGGUGGAGCAGGCCUUCCGGAAACGGAGGCAAAGGGGGGUGUCCUGCUUCCGAACUCCCUUCGGGCCUCUCUCAUCCAGGAGUGCCCCUGCGUCUCCGACUCACCCCGGCCUGCUGUCCCCCCCCACCAGUGGCCUACAGACCCCAGAGUGCCUGUCCAGGGAGGGGUCGCCCAUUCCGCACGACCACGACUUCGGCUCAAAAUUAGCCUCUGUCCCAGAGUAUCGGUAUUCGCAGAGCGCCCCUGGCUCGCCCGUGAGUGCCCAGCCGGUGAUCAUGGCCCUCCCUCCGCGGCCCUCGGCCCUCGUGGCCAAGCCGGUGGCCUACAUGCCAGCCUCCAUUGUGACCUCUCAGCAGCCUUCGGGCCACGCCAUCCACGUCGUCCAGCAGGCGCCCACGGUCACCAUGGUCAGGGUGGUGACCACCUCGGCCAACUCGGCCAAUGGGUACAUACUGACCAACCAGGUGCCGGCCGCAGGCGCCCACGAAGCAGCAGGAGCCGUCUUGGACCUGGCUGGUGAGCCCAGAGGAAUGGAUGAGAAGCCAACCAUUGCGUUUGCUGCAAUCCCCACUGCCAGCCGAGUUAUUCAAACGGUGGCCAGUCAGAUGGCCCAGGGUGUCCCCGGGCAAACAGUCACCAUCCUCCAGCAAGCGGCGCCCAUGACCAUUGGCCAACACCAGCUCCCCGUCCGGGCAGUGACGCAGAACGGGAAGCAUGCCAUGCCCAGCAACAGCCUAUCUGGCAGCGCUUACGCCCUCACAAAUCCACUGCAGCUGCUGGCUGCCCAGGCCAGUUCCUCCACUCCGGCCGUGGUCAGCCAGGCGGCGGAGGCCGUGGCGAAAGAAGACCCUCCUGGCGAGCCGGAUGUCAAGAGGCCUCGGGUGGAGGAGCCGAGGGGGGCGACAGCGGCUCCCUUGCAGACGGGGGGCGUGAUCACUUCCACGGCUCCACAAGGACAGGCUGCCAGCGAAUAAGGAAGCAGGAUGCUCUGAAAGCGGCGCAGCGCACGGCCUUUGCGGGAUUGUCCUCCUCCUCCUUCUACAGAAAGAAGAAGGGGAAAAAAACUACAUCUGUAACACCUUUUGACCUUUUUGGGGUUGUUGGUUUUUUUUUUUUAAAGUUCCUUUCCAAAAGAUAAGAUUUUAACAGGACACGACGGCGGUUCUUAAGAGUCUCGAGGUGCCAAAUGGAAUGGCCGAAAGCUCCACCUGCCCAGAAGUCUUGCUUUGCCUUUUGCUCUUGAGAUCUUUUCUCUCUCUAUCCCCCAGACCCCCUUUUUAGAUUAAAAAAAACAACAACAAAUACAGACAAUUUGAUUGUACGACUGCUGGGGUUUCCCCCCCUCUCCCUCCGUUAAUUUUCUUCCCUUUCCCUCAAAUAUUGGGCUUUGUAUGUGAGCGUAUUAAAUGCAGGACAGAGGCAAGUGUGGUUUUGGAGAGGGCUGGGGCAGGUUGUGAUCGCCAAUGAUUACUUCUGCCUCUUUUUACCAUAUAUACAUAUGCAUACACACACAGGGGGGGGGUACCUCCUUCUCUCCCCCCCCCCCCCCCGAGCUUUGCAGCCUGAAAUCGAGAGGAUGCCCACCUGGGAAGGGCUUUUCGAAAAAUUUGACGUUGCAGGCUAUAUCGGUCGGUAUCCACAGGAACGGCCGCGUGGGCCUGUUCCUUCUUCCCGCCAGCUAACCCAUGCUCGGACGUUGUGUUGUUGCACACAGUGCUCUUCCCCAUUUCCACCCCCCCCCCCAAAAAAAGAAUCUGCCCCAGCAAGGGACUUAAGAAACUGGCAGCGCGGAGAUGUCGGGAUACCGGUUUAAGUCAGGUGGGUAGCUCAGUGGGUUAGAGCGUGGUGCUGAUAGCAACGCCAAGGUUGCAGGUCCGAUCCCCAUAACAGAGACCUUUGCAUUGGACUGGGGGACCCUCAAGAAUCUCUGAUCCUAUGCUCAACAUUUGGUGGGUUGGGAUAAGUGGGGCUGCAUUUUUUGGCAUCUACAGCAGGCCUAGGCAAACUCCGGCCCUCCAGAUGUUUGGGACUACAAUUCCCAUCAUCCCUGUUAGCUAGGCAUGAUGGGAAUUGUAGUCCCAAACAUCUGGAGGGCCGGAGGUUGCCUAGGCCUGAUCUACGGUGAUGUCUAGUUCCAGGCUUGAUUUAACACGGUGCAAAUUCAAGGAGGAAGAGAGCUAUCCAUGGCUACAGCCUCAGUGGUUCUGCUCUGCCUUCACAGUUGGGAGACAGAAAUACUUAUGAAUCCCAGUCGCUGGAAACCACAGAAGGGGAGAGGUGCUCUUGCGCUCAGAUCCUGCUUCCAGGCAUGCUGGAACUGGAUGGGCCACUGGCCUGAUCCAGCAGACUCGUCUUACAUAACAACCUAGGCAGGGCUUUGAUAAGAGGAAGGAACCAGCUAGGACCUUUUGGUCCCAUUCCUGUUCAUCGAGCCUGAGAGAGGGAGAAAGACCGGAAUAGAAUAACCCUUAUCCUUUAACGAUGGCGCUGCCUCGUCGCUCACCACACCUUAAGAGCCCAGAUUAUGCGUUAAGAGGACCAGACUCCAUCUCAGGUAGCCUUUUGCUUUGGACGGCAGCUUCUGCUGGAGAAGACUGGUCUGGAGAGAGCUGGAUUCAAAUUCCUUCUCAGCCAUGCCGCUCUCUGGGUGGCCGGGUCAGUCACGCCUAACAGCCCUGCGAGGUAGGUUGGGUGGCAAGGAAAGUGGGGGGGGGGGGUUGGAGAGAACUACGAGCGCAGCCUCAAGCUCCUUGGAGGAAGGGCAGGAUAAAAAUGUGCAUGACUCAUCAUUGGAUCUCAUGAGAGGCAGCGGUGGUGUAGUGGUUAGAGUGUCGGGACUAGGGCCUGGCAGAAACCAGGGUCCAAAUCCUCACACAGUGAAACUCACUGGGUGUGACCUUGAGGGCCACUCUCCGCCUCGCCUACCUCACAGGGUUGUUGUGGGGAUUAAAUGAGGAGGGGGAGAACCAUGCGUGGCACUUUUGAGCUCCUUGGAGAAAACGGUGAAAUUACAAAUGCAAUAAAUAAAUAAAUAUGAUUCCUGUCCCCGCGUCCCGUCGGUGAAGGUUAAGACACCAACUGCUUGGCGCUCAUUAGGGUUUCUUUGUAACCGCAGGACUUGAAAUGGGUUUUCAGAGCCCAAAUUAAAUUAAAUAUUGCUUGGUGCUGAGCUUGGCAGAGGGAGGGGGAGAGGGCAUAAGGAUGAGCGCUUGACCCCAGGGGUUCCUUCAAGCCAUUUAUUUCCCUGUUUGCAGGCCCUUAUUAAGAAAGGCAAGCCUAAGAUUUAAGCGUGUUGGUAAAUCCAGCCGUGCUUAUGAAUUCCUCCGGAUGUAAGCAUUGCAGCACCUCUUUGAACGUUUCCCUGCAUGUCAUCCCGUUUGUAAGGCUUGUUCACACGUCGCGGUAAACCAUAGUUAAUGGUUUGCCAUGAACAAGGGCUGAUCUUUGUCAUGUUUGUCCUCCGCAUUAACCCCAGAAGAAAACAACCCCUGGCUUAGCAUGACAUAGGACAGGGAUGUCCAACAGGUCGAUCGCGAUCUACUGGUAGAUCCCUGGGAGAUUUUGGUAGAUUGUUGUCGAUGUUGGUAAAAUAGAAUCCCGCCCCGCCCCGCCCUCCAUUGUUGCACGAUUCGCAGAAAGGAAGACGUAGUUUACUCAUUGAGGCUGUUUCCUCAGCGAUCUGUUGGUGAGUGGCUGUUCCCCCUUUUCCUUAAAAAUGGGCAACACUUUAGCCUUGAACUCCCCAAAAUUGGGGGUUUUCUCAUCUCUAUAAAAAGCUCAACAAUUUCCCCCGUAUCCCUAAAAAGCGGUGCUUUCUCCCUUAAAAAAGCUCAACAGUUUUGCUUUGCCCUGAAUAGAUCGCAGUCUCUUGGGAGUUGGCCACCCCUGCUAUAGGAUAUUGAAGGGAGACCCCCUUCUUCUCUCUCAGGUGUUUAGAUUGGCAGAUGGCACACUCUUGGUCGUCCCGCCGCCCCCUCAAAAGUUUGGGGGUAGCAGUGACAAGAUGGCCUUCUCUCUAGCGGCCUCUAAGCUUUGCAUCUCCCUCUGCACAGCUAUUUGCAACUGACAAAUACACACCUCUUUCUCCUGAACUUCGACACCCGAGGGGUGUGUCUUCAGGACCCAUCCUAUUCCUGGGACCGUAAUUUGUUUUACCUAUUAUCAAUACAAAAUUGGUAAUUGUUGCAACCUGCCCUGGGGCCUGCUAGUAGAGGGCUAAUAAUAAUAAUAAUAAUAAUAAUAAUAAUAAUAAUAAUAAUAAUGUCUAAACCAGGACCUGCAGUUUAUUUCCUCCUAAUGCUAGUGGAAAGGGGACAAGCAACCAAGCCAGGCACAUUCCUUACCUGCGGUUUACUGUGAUGCGCAAAGGGUGCCAAUAAAUUUUUAUUCAUGAAAACAGUCCCAGUAAGUCUCUCCGCUCUAGUGGGAGAAGGACAGCCUCUUAGCUCUGUAUAACAACUGAGUUUGUAGGCGAGAGAGAACAGCAAUAAUGCUGUGAGACCUGUUCUCUGCGUGAAAAAGUUGGCUUGCCAUUGGGGGAAAAAGAAUCGCUUGCUUCCCCCUGGAGGUUCUAAGUGUCUGGGUGCAAAAAUCUGCAUGCACACACACACCCCUCCGCCAGAAAUCAAUUCAGUUGGGAGAAAAAGAUAUUGCUCCAUAUGAUCUAUUAGUUUUGGAGAUCCUUUCGUCUGGUCCCUUUUCCUAUGCAAGCAGUAAUUCUGCCCUUGUCUAAAAUAAAGGAAGGAAGUGUGUCUGCUGUAUUACCGGAGGUAUGGGAGCGUUGCUCUGCAUGCAAUCGCUUUCAGAUGCAGGUGCCCAGACUUGUAGGAAACUGGACAUGCGAGGAGGAGGAGGAGGAGGACUCCAGACACCUGUUUGGAAGCAAAGCCCAGCUUGAGUAAGGAAACGGGACAGACCUUUGUUCUCCAGAGCCAAACAGCUGCCUGCCUGCCUGCCUGCCUGCCUGCUUGCCUACCUUUGCAUGCAAACACGGAGGCCUUUUGUUAAAACUCCCAAUCCAGCCGCUCACUUCGAUCACAGCGAAACGGAGCCGGCUGCGAGGGACUGAGCUGUCUGCGGGGGACGCCCUGUGAUUCCUUGGACGGGGGGCUGUGUGGCACAGUGUAAAGUGGAUUAAAUCUCGGGCACUUCGAUCCAAUGCGGCCCAAAGGGAUGGGGCCUGCUCAGCUUGGGGAGUGUGAACUUGAGAUUCCCCUAAGAAACUGGGGGAGGGGUAUAUCUCCCUCCAUCCUCUUCUGGGUUUGCAUUCUUGUUUUCUUCCCUGUAUGAAUUUGAGAGCCUGGGUAAGCAAACCCCCCCCCCCAAAAAAAACCCCUACUUCUGUACUUCUGACCUAUUUUAUAUUUUAAAGUCACUUUUUCUUUUUGGAAAACAUUUCAGCAGCCUUGGGUGGAGGUGAGAUUCUUUAUCAUUUGGACCCCUGGAAGCAAGAGACUGCAGAAGCAGAAACAUUGCUAUGCACGUAGGACUGAGGAACUCAUCCACACUUAACCUUGCUUCAUAUUUCUAGGCACAGGUCUGAGCUAUCCAGGUUUGUGUCCGAGUGCUUUUUAGGUUUUUUUUUUGGGGGGGGUGCCCCAGCACUUUCUCCACAAAGACUCGCUCUUUACCACUGAAAACAAUUACAUAGGAAAUCCGAAUUGCUGUUUGUUCCGGUUCAGCAGUAAAGAUCAGCUUUUCCUGGGAAAAGCAGUGGGAUUUUUUUUUAUAAUAAAAGCUUGGACACAGACCGGGAAAGCGUGGACCUAUGUCUAGAAAUUGUGGGGCAGGAAGUAAGUGUGGAGGAGCCCUGACUUAAGACUGGUUUGUGUGCCUUCUGAAUCCAAGGUUAACUUACCUUGGGGCAAAAUACGUUCCCGACGUCUCUUAUUGUAGGGUUGCUGUAAGGCAGCAGGGGAAAGGCACCCCCAUGUUUUCCUGCAGAUUCCCAGAGGUAUCCUUUCCGUCUUGCUUCGGCAGUGGUGAUGGCUUGAUAUUGCGUAGGCUGCUUCUGUGACGCAUCACCGUCAGCCCUCGCCAAAGCCUGAUGGAUUUCACCACGGGGCACAGCGAGAGGCAUCAGCCUUGAAGGUGGACGUUCUGGUUGUUGGAAAGGGCAGAUGAAUCCAGCCCCAUGGGACACAACCCACUAGUAAAUUCUCCGUUGCAACCGCCUGUUGAGUGCUCUUGCCCAACUCCCGUUGAAAACUUCCUGGUGACUUGCACACCAAUUUUAAAUGUGUGGGAUACAGAGCACGGCUGCCUGAAUUUCCUCACCUCAAACACCCAAGUGUCUUUGGUCCAGCCCUGGAACUGGGAGUGCCACCCCUAACCUGGCCUCCUUUAUCUGCUCCCAUAACUCCUUGGCCAACCUGGCUGGAGUCCUGGUGGGUUGGAAUCGGCAGAAUAUAGAGGGCAACGCUUUGGCAAUGGUGAUAGCUUGAUAUUGCAGAGGCUUCUUCUAAGACGCAUAUGCCAAUGCGCUCCUGUGGCUGCAUGCAAUUCCUGCAUUGCAGGGAGUUGGGAAUAGAUGACCAAAACUGAUUUUAUGUUGCAGGGGAAGAUGCAUAACGAUGCACAAUAAAGCUGUAGUCCAAGGAAGCUUGCUUGCAGCUCCUGAUCUUCUCCCUCGAAUUUCAAGUCUUGCUUUCCUGUUCUCUCAUACAGUAUGUGCUGUGCAUCCACGACGCAGCGAAGCCUUAAGUGUGUGGGAUUUGAACUAUCCUGCCCCUUCUUUGUGCUCAGGUUUGCCCUGCUCCGAGCUGACAUUUCCGGCAUCCUUUGCAGAUGCGUCAAGCUUGCAGAGCAGCAUUCGGUUACCCAGACUUGCAAAUAAGCAUACAGUACACCUUUUCACCUAUGGCAAGUAGCAAUCUCACCAGGCAAAUGAACUGGCGGGUAGCUCGGUUAGAGUGUGGUGUUGCUGAUGUCAAGGUUGCAGGUUCAAUUCCCGUAAGGGGAAGCUGCAUUGCAGGGGGUUGGACUAGAUGGCUCUUGGGGGCCCUUCCAACUGCAUGAUUCUACAGUGGUACCUCUACUUACGAAUAACUCUACUUACGAAUGGAGCUCUCUCCGCCAUCUUGGAUGUGGUUUAGAUAGGAUUUUUUCUACUUACGAAUUUUUAGAUAGGGCUUACGAAUUUUUUCUCCCAAUGCAUUCCUAUGGGAUUCGACUUACAAAUUUUUUCGACUUACAAAUGUGCGUUCGGAACGCAUUAAAUGCGUAAGUAGAGGUACCACUGUAUGUCUAUGGAGCUCAGGGGGUUUUAUGUUCCUUUAGGUCAUAAACACAGGGCAGUCUCGAGCAGGUCGGCCGCCCUGGCGCUGAGGGGCGGAGAUCGCUCCAGCACCCCCGCAGGGCGCAGCAUGGUUUUCGUGCAGCGCCCAGCCUACCGGCCCGGCGCCCUGGCGCACCACACCACCGGGGGUCUACCUAGAGCCGGCCCUGGUCAUAAAUGGGAGAAAAGCAAUGACAAACCUAGACAGCAUCUUAAAAAGCAGAGACAUCACCUUGCCUACAAAGGUCCGUAUAGUUAAAGCUAUGGUUUUCCCAGCAGUGAUGUAUGGAAGUGAGAGCUGGACCAUAAAGAAGGCCGAUCGCCGAAGAAUUGAUGCUUUUGAAUUAUGGUGCUGGAGGAGACUCUUGAGAGUCCCAUGGACCGCAAGAAGAUCAAACCUAUCCAUUCUGAAGGAAAUCAGCCCUGAGUACUCACUGGAAGGACAGAUCGUGAAGCUGAGGCUCCAAUACUUUGGCCACCUCAUGAGAAGAGAAGACUCCCUGGAAAAGACCCUGAUGUUGGGAAAGAUGGAGGGCAAUAGGAGAAGGGGACGACAGAGAACGAGAUGGUUGGACAGUGUUCUCGAAGCUACGAACAUGAGUUUGACCAAACUGCGGGAGGCAGUGCAAGACAGGAGUGCCUGGCAUGCUAUGGUCCAUGGGGUCACGAAGAGUCGGACACGACUAAACGACUAAACAACAACAGGUCAUAAAUGACUGACACCCAGGCAUGCAUGGAGAAAGGGGGAAAUGAAAAUGGUUGUGGCCUACUGCUUCUUGACAGCUUUCAAAUAAUCCUAGAAUGUUGGGAGCUGGAAGGGACCUCAAAGGCUCAUCUAAUCGAACCCGCUUUGCAAGUUUAAACUGCCCUGCUGGUUUGAGCGUAGCUUGACUGGGCAGUCUUCAGGCGAAUGUUAAGAACACAAAAGCACAGCGGAUUUCUAGGGUUCCGAAUCUCCAGCCAUGCUGUCCAUUGGGAGAGGCAAAGAUUGGAGACCUUGAGCAUUGCAAGCAGUCCCCUCUUAACAUUCCAGUGCCAAGCAAGUUUUCUCAACAGCAAGUUCCAUGGAUUUCAGGGCAUCCUGGACUGAUUGAGACGUGGUUCUGGGUGCAGCAAGAAGAACCUAACCAGUGCAGCAUUGCACAUGCCAGACACCUGAUUCCACAGAACUGUAGAGUUGGAAGGGACCCCAAGAGUCAUCUAGUCCACCCCUUCCUACAAUGCAGGAAUCAAAACUGGGUGCAGAGUGAUAGCAAAGGCGGGGGGGGGGGGGACACACACCACAUUGGCAUACUAACAUGGCCCAUGCAGCAGCUGAGGUGGUUGUGUGUCUCUGCCGGCACAUUGUCGCCCACCCAGCAUUACGUAAGAAGACGGGGCUUGCUUCCAAGUACCAUCCUAGGACUAUCAACAAAAGGAGUGGGUUUUAAUGGUAGUUUUUGGAUAAGCCUAGGGCAGCAGUAAAGGCCAUGUGCUGUGAUGGUAUCUGACGAUUAGAAUUUAGGUUACUUCUGAUACAGGUUGGGGCCUUUCAUUUUAGUACAGCGGAACCUCGGUUUAUGAACACCUCGGUUUACGAAUUUUCGGUUUACGAACACCACGGACCCAUCUGGAACGGAUUAAUUCACUUUCCAUUACUUUCAGUGGGAAAGUUCGCUUCAGUUUAUGAACGCUUCAGUUUAUGAACAGACUUCCGGAACCAAUUACACCCAUGCUUCGGGUUAAGUACGCUUCAGGUUGAGUACUCCGCAGACCCGUCUGGAACGGAUUAAUCCACUUUCCAUUACUUUCAAUGAGAAAGUUCGCUUCAGUUUAUGAACGCUUCAGUUUAUGAACAGACUUCCGGAACCAAUUGUGUUCAUAAACCGAGGUACCACUGUAGUGAAAUCAUCCACUCAGUCCUUGGCACAACAGAAUUCUUUCUCGCCUUUAGAUAAAACCUAAUACACAUUUUUAUUGAGAAAGGAACAAUCUAGUGGGAUAGGACACUCUUAAACCCAUGUUCUUGGAUGGUCCAAGAAAGCGUGUUUUCUCUCCUAAGGCAGGCUUUGCUGAA